AUGCAAAACGUUGCACUCGCUGACACUCCGUCAUCAAUGUCUCAGCCACGGCAAGCGGAGAAGCCAGAAUCCACGCAUACACAAAAGGAUAUAGAUAAAGCUGAAAAAGAUCGGGAAAAGCAAGAAAAGGAUCGAGCGGAGGCUGAGGCGCGGGAGGUCGAGCGGCAGAAGGCUGAAAAACGGCGACGGGAAGAGGAACGUCGAGCACAAGACCUCGAGCUCGAGCGCGUACGACGAGAGAAGGAACAGCUGGUUAAAGAGGAGGAAGCUAGAAAGCGUCGAAUGGAAUUAGAACGCAAAGAAAAGGAAGCGGAAGAGACCCGACGAAAGGAGGCGGAAGAAAAAGAGCGAGCUGAAGCCAAGAGAAGGGAGGCAGAGAUAGCCAAGCAAACGGAGCAGACCAGUGUGGUAGAUCAGCUCGAAAAUGAUCCCCUGAUGGCCAAGUAUAUUUCAAUAGUGAAAGAACGAAGAGAAAAAGAAAAAGAGAAGGCAACAGCAGCGCCAUCAGUCGCUAACCAAGUUGAAGACCUAAUGAAAAAGUUGGAUACGUCAUCCAUGCUCUCCAGCAGGUCGUCCAUAUCUGGCCUCAACUUUGGGGCAGGAGACACGGCAGAUGAAGUCAGCGCUCCUGGAUUCGAUGAAACUACGGAGGAUGAUGGGUGGUAAACCCUAGAAAAGAGUUGUACAAAAGUGCUUAAAUUAUUGAACAUAGUUUCGUAUUAUUUUUCGGUAUGUGACCAUGCAAAUUAUCCAUCAGAGCUGUAUCUACAUAAAUUCAGUUAUGCGAUAAAAGAAAUCUCUACUUGUGAAAUCUUCGUCAAUCAUCAUCUUCAUGAUGCACAUAGUCCAGAUAUCUAUCGCUUUCCAGCAAGAAAU
This is a messenger RNA of Spizellomyces punctatus DAOM BR117, 876 nucleotides long. RefSeq lists its product as uncharacterized. NCBI's taxonomy places the organism in Eukaryota, Fungi, Chytridiomycota, Chytridiomycetes, Spizellomycetales, Spizellomycetaceae. Bases 1 to 666 code for a protein of 221 amino acids. The transcript is spliced from 4 exons. The record is from RefSeq and is a predicted model, not a curated record.